AUGAAUAAAUGUGAUUUCCUUUAUUAACAAUGUGCUGUGAUAAAGGUUUAUUAUAAAUAAGUGUUGGAAAGGAUCUAAUUUUUAAUGAUGGCCUAAACCUCAAAAUAACUACAAAUCUUUUAAAUUAAUUCAAUAAUACUAACAAAAUUAUUAAUAAAUGUAACUGAUAAAACAACAAUAAUUAAAUCAAAGUCUAUAGAUUAUCAAUAAACAUUACCAUUAAAAUUUUUUACAAAAGGAAAAUGA
Molecule: messenger RNA, 246 nt
Organism: Paramecium sonneborni
Lineage: Eukaryota; Ciliophora; Oligohymenophorea; Peniculida; Parameciidae
Source: the annotation of a GenBank genome assembly